UCUCUUUCUUUCUUUCUUUUCUUUGUUACUUUAUUUUUCUUUUUCUUUUUUUUUUUACUCCCCACUUUCAUUUUAUUAUAUCAUGACGGAUACUUCUACUGUGGAAACAACAAACGAAAUAUCAUCUAAAGUCAACAAGGAUACCAACCUAGUACAAGAAGACUCCGCCAAAGAAACACCAGUAACUGAAGAUACCGAGAAAGUAGCAAUAGAAGAAGAAGACGAAUUUACUGAUGCUGUAGGCGAAAGUCAUGAAGAAGAAGAAGAAGACGACGACGACGAAGAAGAAGAAGAAGAAGGAGGAGGUUUACAAGAAGGUGAUGCUCUUGGUUUAUCUAUGGUCAUUAGUGCUUUACAAGGAACAGUACAACAACAACAGCAACAACAACAACAACAACAGAAGGAAGUACAAGUAACUAGAGAAGAGGAUUCAGAAAGCAAACCUGAUGAUAAUGGCAAACAAGAAUUAACUAUUGAUGUCAAUACCUCAGCUACGGCAUCUACUGGUGAUGAUACAAGUGAACCUAGUACUCCUGUCCCUGGCGAUAUCUCCAGUGAUACUCCUUCCAACAAGAAACCUGAGUUAACUUUGCAAACCGAUCUUUUACGUAAAAGCCUUGAACUUCCUGCUGAUAAGAACAUGGCUGAUUAUGUCACUCCUCCUACACCUGGGGUUGCUCCUACUACCUCGACCGAAUUACCAAAGGAAUUACAACAAGAUCAAGAAUAUUCUCAAACUAAUACCAUUGUACCUGGAAAAAUUGACUUGAAAUCUGUCUCUGCAAAUACCCUUGGACCUCGUGAACAAGAGAAAUAUGAUCAAAAUAUGCUUAAAGGAAUGCAAGCUUUCUUUAACAACAAGUUUGCUGAUGCUAAAAGUAUCUUUAGUACUCGGUCGGAAAAUGAUCCUCUCUAUGCUUUGGGACUUGGAUGUAUGGCAUUCAUUAAAGCUAUUAGUUCCUCUGACCCGAAAGACGCAGAAAACGCUAUUCUUACCUUGACUGAAACAUACCAAUUCGCCAAUGCUCAAAUAGAAGCUGCCUCAGCAAAGAAGCCUUUGAAAGAUACAGUAUCACAUUAUAUCACCAACUUGAUGGGAACCAAUCCAACCAAUUUACCAACCAAUACAAGACCUCUCAACCAAGAUGAAAUGAACAAUCAACCUACUUUCAUAUCAAAUGGUGCUCUUCGUGCUCAUGUUAUUAAGGCUGAAUGUGGUUUAUUGAUGGGGAUCAUUCAUUUGACUCAAGAAACUGUAGUAGGAUAUUUGAAAAUGGGAAUGAAUCUUCGAAGAGCUUAUAGCAGUUACAGUUUGGUAUGGCAAGAAUAUAAACGUAUGGGACAAGAUUUUCAAAAAUAUUUGGAUCAAGAUACCAUUUCAGCUAUUCAAUUCGGUAUUGGAUCUGUCCAUCUUUUACUAUCAUCAUUACCACCCAAAAUUCUUCGUAUUGUAUCUGCAUUUGGUUGGAAAGCUGACAAACAUCUUGGAUUUGCUCUUUUGAAAUUGUGUCUUGAAGGUCGCCGUAUUCGAUCACCAUUGGCAUCUAUGAUGUUAUUAUCCUAUUAUGUUAUCCUUACAUCUUUUGCGCCACAACUGCUUACUCAAGAAUUAGUACAACCUGCUAUUGAAUGCUUAUUGGAUGCUCAACAAACAUAUCCCAAUUCCGCCUUCUUUUUAUAUUUUGCCGGUCGUGUAUCAAGACUUGCCAAAAAUCUAUCGCUUUCAACACAAUCCUUUGUUUACACCUAUGAAGUAAGUCAGGGCGCAUGGGCUGAAACCACAAUGGGACAUUUGGCUACGUUUGAAAUCGCAUUCAACUGUGCAAUGGCAUUGGAUUGGGCAAGUGCAUCUGAACGACUGUUGGAACUUCAAAACAAACAUCAUUCACCUGCUUUUGUCAAAUACUUUUAUGGCGCAUGUGCUGAAAUGAUGGGCAAUCGAACCGAAGCCAUCCUAGCGUUUGCUGAAGCACCCAAACUAUUGAUGGAUAAGAAAAAGAAAUCACAAAUGGAACACUAUGUGACCCGUAAGGUAGAGUUUUUCGAACAAAGUGGAUAUCAAGAUAUGGACUUUAGCUUGCCAGCCUUGGAAAUCUUGGCCAUGUGGAACUGUUUCCCUACGAUGUCUGAACAAGCUUUGGAACAAUGUUUGGUGUUGAUCGAUACUACUUUGGAAGCCAUUUAUGAACGAGAAAAGCAAGAAUAUGAAAUUCGUGUGAUUGAAUUGGCUCCUAAUGCCCCUGUGCCUGAUUAUUAUGAUCAACGUGGUACUUUGCUAGUCAUCAAGUCUUCUAUUCUCAAUUCAUUGAAUCGUCCUAGGGAUGCUAUUGUUCAUUUGAAUUGGGUCAUUGAUCACAAGGAUCAUGUUAAAUAUUCCAAAUGGAUCGUACCUUUUGCUUAUUGGGAAUCUGGUAUCACAUUGUGGGCUCUUGAAGAUUUCAAGCGUGCAAGAGCUUUAUGGGAGCAAGCAUUAUCAUUCUCAGGUUACGAUUUCGAAUAUCGUUUAGCUAUUCGAUUAAACUUGGCUAUCACUCAUGCUAUUGAACUUGGUGUUCCAGAAACUCCACCUACAAAACCAGAAAAAGGUUUGACUACGCAUGGACGAAAAAGAAUGUCGAUCAUCAAUCGAUUGACAAGUAGUUCCAGCACACCCAUGACUCCUGUCAGUCCCAAUCCUCUCUCUACUUAGUCUCUUAUUUUAUUAUUCUUAUUCUUAUUGAUCUUUUUGAUAUUCUACUUUUUAUAUAUCUUUUGUUGGAUUACUUUAUUUUUUUUCUUCUACAUUAUUUUAUUGUAAUCUUACUUCUAUUUUGCAAAUUGUAUGUAUUCCAGUCUUCUUUUUCCAUUUGAUUACCCCUUUUGUUUCAAUAAAUUCUUGCUUUUUUAUAUAACAA
Molecule: messenger RNA, 2894 nt
Organism: Halteromyces radiatus
Lineage: Eukaryota; Fungi; Mucoromycota; Mucoromycetes; Mucorales; Cunninghamellaceae
Exons: 10
Coding region: 83-2689 (868 amino acids)
Molecular function (GO): protein binding
Source: RefSeq, a predicted model, not a curated record